Messenger RNA from Amphimedon queenslandica, 663 nucleotides. Its product is annotated as phosphatidylglycerol/phosphatidylinositol transfer protein-like. NCBI's taxonomy places the organism in Eukaryota, Metazoa, Porifera, Demospongiae, Haplosclerida, Niphatidae. The transcript is spliced from 5 exons. Bases 45 to 545 code for a protein of 166 amino acids. The record is from RefSeq and is a predicted model, not a curated record.
UAAUAAGUGUAGCUACAAAAAUCAUAAAUCACGUCGAAGAGAAGAUGGGUAGACUAGUAGAGUAUAUACUGUUACUUCUAUCAGUUGUACUAGUAGUAUCUACAUUGACUGGAUCUACUAACAAUUACUACAAUGGACCUACUGGUAAUAAAGGAUUCACAGAUUGUCCUGUUACUACCAAAUUUGGUAAACUCACUAAUGAAUCAUUAACUCCAAAUCCACUGACACGAGGUGAAGAAUUCUAUUGGCAAGCACAGGUACACAUAAAGGAAACCUUAACAUGGGGUGAACUGCAUUUCUUACUGGCUCAUGCUUUCAAGAAUUAUAUCAAUAUUACAUUUAUUGAUGUGAAAUUGAACUUAUGUGACUUCUUUUACGACUUAGCUAAAAAGCACUGUCCAAUACAACCAGGAAUAUAUCAUAUACAUUAUAUUGCUAAAAUACCAAAGCUACUUUGGACUGGUCAGUAUCAUGUUAAAGCUACAGCUCACAAUGAGAAAGAUGACGAGUUGUUUUGUGAAAUCAAAGAAAUUUUUGUCAACUAAAUUGAAGCUGCAAACUUCUUAUCAAUUAUGUUACUACAAUUCAGAAUUAAAAAUAGCAAACAAAUGAUACAGAGUUAAUAUGAAACUAAUAAAUGUCAAUAUAAUUUAAUUUCUUGUA